GCUAAGAAGUUCUUAGAGGUGUCCGCCUACUUACGGAAUUAAUAAGAAUUCCCUAGUCCUGCUUCAAAGAUUUGACCCGACUUUGCUUCAUGGAUUCUGUACCGCUUAGGGUUAUAUUCUAGCUUCUGGGAGUUCUAGACACUUCCCUGACCCUGCAGCCAACCUGGGCUACUUGCUACUGUUUCUCAUAAAGACUUUUGAAGUCCCAAAAGAAAGCAGACGAGAAACCAGUAUUUAAACAAAGGUUUAAUUCAUUGAACAGGACUAAUGUCAUACUGCAGCAUUUGGGUCAGCGUUAUUCAGUCGUAAAGCAAGGUCAGCACAGUCAGCAGGCAGGUUUAGACUUCGGAGUUGAUGCUGUUUUACCACGUAUUUAACUGGGCUGCUUCGGUGUGGUCUCUUCUCCGCCUUUAGUUGUGGACUUUGUUCUGUCAGUCUUCAGAGGAUGUCUAAGCACACGGAUGCCGCAGAAGUACUGUUGGAAAGAAAAGGUUGUGCAGGAAUGAUAACACUAAACAGACCAAAGUUCCUAAAUGCACUGAAUCUUAGUAUGAUCCGGCACAUUUAUCCACAGCUCAAGAACUGGGAACAAGAUCCUGAAACUUUCCUGAUCAUUAUAAAAGGAACGGGUGGAAAGGCUUUCUGUGCUGGGGGAGAUAUCAGAGUAAUCUCCGAAGCUGGAAAGGCAAACCAGAAGAUAGCUCAAGAUUUCUUCAGAGAAGAAUAUACACUGAACAAUGCCAUUGGUUCUUGCCGGAAACCAUAUGUUGCUCUUAUUCAUGGAAUUACAAUGGGUGGGGGAGUUGGUCUCUCAGUUCAUGGGCAAUUCCGAGUGGCUACUGAAAAGUCUCUUUUUGCGAUGCCAGAAACAGCAAUAGGACUGUUCCCUGAUGUGGGUGGAGGUUAUUUCUUGCCACGACUUCGAGGAAAACUUGGCUACUUCCUUGCAUUAACAGGAUUCAGGCUGAAAGGAAGAGAUGUGUAUGCAGCAGGAAUUGCUACACAUUUUGUAGAUUCUGAAAAGUUGGGCAUGUUAGAAGAAGAUUUGUUAGCCCUAAAAUCUCCUUCAAAAGAAAAUAUUGCAGAUGUCUUGGAUGCUUACCAUGCCAAGUCCAAGAUUGAUCAAGACAAGUCUUUUAUACUUGAGGAACACAUGGACAACAUAAACAGUUGGUUCUCGGCCAAUACUGUGGAACAGAUAAUUGAGAAUUUACAGCAAGAUGGUUCAUCUUUUGCCCUAGAACAGUUGAAGAUAAUUAAUAAAAUGUCCCCAACAUCCCUAAAGAUAACACUAAGGCAGCUCAUAGAGGGCUCUUCAAAGACCUUGCAAGAAGUAUUUACUAUGGAAUAUCGGCUGAGUCAAGCUUGUAUGGGAGGCCAUGACUUUUAUGAAGGUGUUAGAGCAGUUUUAAUAGAUAAAGACCAGAGUCCAAAGUGGAAACCAGCUGAUCUAAAAGAAGUUACUGAUGAAGAUUUGAAUAAUUACUUUAAGUCUCUGGGAAGUAACGAUUUGAAAUUCUAAGGUGACUAGAUUUUUAAGGUAUUAUUUUGGAGCACAUGUUGGCAAACUAUAGUACAUGGGCCAGAUCUGGCCUGCUGCCUGUUGCUGAGUUUUCCACAAGCUAAGAAUGUUUUCUGCAUUUUUAAAUGGUUGAGGGAAAAAAGAAUCAACUACUAAUAUGUCAUGACACGUGAAGGUUACAUGCAAUUUCAUAUCUGCGCUCAUAAGUGAAUAUUGACUGGUGUGUCACUACACUUGGCUAUUUACCUGUUGUCUGCGGCUGCUUUGAGUAGUGCAACAGAUACCUUAAGGCCUGCAAAGCCUAAAAUACUAUCAUCCUUUUGAGAAAAUGUUUGCCAGCCCGUUUUAUAAAAAUGGGAAAAUUAGGAGGUCUUAAAUAUCUAAUUGAAAUGAGAACCUUAUGUUUUGGUUUUGGGUAGUAGUUUUUAUGUUGAUUAAAUAAACAUAUGUAUAGAUUAUU
Molecule: messenger RNA, 1982 nt
Organism: Mustela erminea (ermine)
Lineage: Eukaryota; Metazoa; Chordata; Mammalia; Carnivora; Mustelidae
Gene: HIBCH
Product: 3-hydroxyisobutyryl-CoA hydrolase
Exons: 15
Coding region: 446-1522 (358 amino acids)
Biological process (GO): L-valine catabolic process
Cellular component (GO): mitochondrion
Molecular function (GO): 3-hydroxyisobutyryl-CoA hydrolase activity
Source: RefSeq, a predicted model, not a curated record